UAACUUCUGUCGAAAGCGACUUCAAUUUCCAUCAAUCAUUCAAUCUAGAGCAUAAAGCUUUCCCGAGACUGCACGUUCUAGUGCGGCCUGGGACUAAUAAUGUAGCUCGAGAUAAAGCGGCUAAGGCUGUCGGUCUCCCUUCUUUAGCUAACGGUGAUGCGGACGGGGAAGCUCAGCAAGCUCCCCACCGCUGCCACUACCACUUUUUUCACUAUUAAAUGCGGCUAGCAGGAGAGGGUCUCUAAAUACAUACAGUACUUGAGCCCGCCGCAUAUCGCAGUUCCGAGGCCAUUUCUAUGCGAAGCGCGGCCAGCAUUCAACUUUUGUCGUUGUCCUUGAACACUAGUGGCGCGCCCUGGUACUCAUCUCGAAAGCCAAGUUUAGGUAGCGGCGGUCAUCAUGAACUCGGCCAACGCCUCGACCGGCGCUGGGAAGAACGCAAAACGCAAAUACGAAGCACACGAUCUGAGCGACCGCAAUUCUAUCACGACUACAGAGGAUGCUGGGAAGCGACCGAGAACAAUUGGGCCAUCACUGCCUCCUCCGCCUGCGGACAAGUCUGCUAGUGAAGAUGGAAAUGACAGUGAAAGCAGCGAUGAUAGUGAUGACAUAGGACCAAGCCUGCCGCCACCUGGCGGCACUGAGUCUGGACGUGCUGGUCCUAGCCGUGAUAAUGAUGAAGCAGCCAAGAAUCGUGCAAUUGAACAACAGGCUUCUCCUCCAGUCUCCAUUCAAAAUCAACGCGAUGACUGGAUGCUCGCACCACCAGACCAAGGGGACUGGACUUCGCGCGUGGACCCGACGAAACUACGUAAUCGCAAGUUCAACACGGGUAGAAGUGCUGGAGGCGCACCCUCGUCUGGCAAGUCGAGUAGUCUAUGGACAGAAACGCCGGAACAAAAGAGGAAGCGUUUGGAGAACGAGGUCAUGGGCAUCCAGCAACCCGCACCCGGUGCCCCGAGGGAGCCCAGCGGCAACAAAUCUGCAUCUGAUAAACUCAUGGAAAAGCGUCUGCAAUCAUAUAGUGACAAGUCGCAGCGCAAGGCUCUGUAUAAAGAACACCAGGAGACGUCUAAUCCGGCUAAAGAGCAAGACGAUCCAAGUGCUCGUCCAUUUGAUAGAGAGAAAGACAUCGCUGGUCCAGGGACUAUAAGUUCCGCGAAACGCAGAGAAAUAAUUAAUAAGUCAUCGGACUAUACCUCUCGCUUUUCGAGGGGUAAAUUCCUUUAAUUUUAUACCCAGGGGAAAUAUUAUGGUUUUCUGUAUGGGUACUCUUGUUAUUUGUACUAUUUGUACCCAGUUUGAGAUUCGGUUACUUGGUCUUGGGGACUGUACACUUACGCUUACGCCCAAGAUAAUCACAGAAGUAUCAGUACCAAAUGAUUUGGUCUCAUGCUACUCACGAUGUAUCAUAAAGAAGGGGGACAUAGUAUCAUACCAUUGUUGAUCAUUCGAACACGAAUUCCAGGAUAGACAGUACACUUCGCUCUACGGAACGCAGCUUAAGGCGGCGGUGAGCAUCAGAGCAUAGCUUCACCCAAACCGCUGAAGGUCGCUCUCGCAUAUUAAAUGUAUUUGAUAUUUCAAGAUCUAUUAUUCUAAGUGAUUCGGUGGCAUCUAUUUCUGGACACAAUAUGGAUUUAUUUCUGGC
Molecule: messenger RNA, 1651 nt
Organism: Paecilomyces variotii
Lineage: Eukaryota; Fungi; Ascomycota; Eurotiomycetes; Eurotiales; Thermoascaceae
Exons: 2
Coding region: 400-1230 (276 amino acids)
Source: RefSeq, a predicted model, not a curated record